GACAUUGGAAUAUUCUAUAUGACAUGAAUGCUCAGCCAUUGUCCUCUCUUGCCUCCUCUCUCUUCCCAUGCAUCAACUGCCUCACCAGUAGCAGCAGUAGCAGAGGAGUUCGUCCAGUCUCUUUCUCGGCUUACAGAUGUCUUUAAACACCCUGCUAGCAAAUGUCUCCUCCUUUCACCCCCGGACACCUCUGCAACGCUUCCACAGAAAACAAACAAAGAAUACGGGGUUUUCCGGUUCCCGACAUAGACCGUUUUCGAGCGAGAGUCCAAGAUCUCCUUUGCCCUACCUCUACACUCGCAGAAUACUCAAGGUUCAAAGCUUUCAACCACAAGAUGCUGGAGACUCUGAGCCUUUGACAACAGGAGAUACUCCAAAUGGACAAGACAGAGGUAUUGAGGAAGUACUUAGAGAUUUGAAAGUUGAAACGAGAAAACCAGGGAAUUCCUUCUUGGCAAAACUAGCAAUUGCUCUAGGCAUAGCUGCAACUAUGACAGUUAUAUCUGUUGGAUUUAAGAGGCCUACCCUUGGUUCAUCCCUUGGGUUUUCGUCUCUGGGUGAUGGUUCAUCAGCUUUGCUUCCAACUGCUGCUCCUGUUGGUUUUACAUUGAAUAUUUUCAAAUGGAAAGUUGUACUACCAGAAUAUGCGCCAGGAUGGAUCUAUUUUUGGUUGCUUAUGGCUGCUGGUUUUGGGCUUUUCAUCAGUGAAGAAGCUCUAAAUGUUUGGGUUGGCAUAUCUUUAGCUCGGAUGCUGUCUUUGGAUGGCACUUGGAAGUCAUUUGCUGAAUCUUUUUCAAGAAACGCCCCAUAUAUAAUAUCCACAGUGCUGUGGGUUUACUGGGGUGUCUGUAUUAGCGAUAUGGUACCAUUUUACUUUGGAAAGCUUUUCAGACAGGCUGGUGCAUCUGAUGAUGUUUGUUCUAAGUUAGGGAUUGGAAAACAGAAGGCAUUAAGCAUCACUCGUCUUGUGCAGAGAUAUGGUAAUCUCAUAGGUUUUGUGGAACGAUUUUCCCUUGGAGUGAGAAAUCCAACAGCUUUUCUGGCAGGGGCACUGGGAAUAUCUCCAGACUGUUUUUUUGCCGGUGUAUGUUGUGGUGGCUUGGUUACUCUUCCCAUCCAGUUGAGUAUUGGAUUCUUGUUGAGAGAGCGGCCCAUGGUAGCCCUUGCUGGUGUUGCAACUGCAGUGGGUAUCUGGACAGUGUUUCCAUAUGCUAUGGCAGCUUUAACUGCUAUGUUCCUUUUCCUGCGUCGACGUUAUGCCAACUAGUCCACUUCAAUAUUUGUUUAUCAGAUCAGAUUCCAUGAAAUUAUAAAAUAUGGGAAAACUGAACAUAGGCCUUGCAGGGCUGGGUGUAACUUCUCCCAGAGGACCAGAUAUAGAUUUGUUCCUUUUAUCUUUCUUAGAUAGUUAAGUUAUACUAAACCAUUGAAGAAACAUCACCUCCUUUUUCAUCAGAGGGACAGUUACCACUAAAUCCAGAUGUACAAAAUUCAUAUACAGCUAAUACAACUCUAUUAUCAUCUAGCUUCAUUGGGCUUGUUC
Messenger RNA from Nelumbo nucifera (sacred lotus), 1543 nucleotides. RefSeq lists its product as uncharacterized. The record is from RefSeq and is a predicted model, not a curated record. Lineage: Eukaryota; Viridiplantae; Streptophyta; Magnoliopsida; Proteales; Nelumbonaceae.